CAUUUCAAGCCCCCUUUCUCUCCAUUUUUUAAAUCUGUUCUCUCUCUGUGUUCUUUCUCUAAUUCUCUUCUUCAGAUGCAUCAUGCAUUUUAGAUGAACAACAGCAAUAAUUUCACUUCAGUUUAACGUCAUAGAAACGAUAUAUGCAGUCAAUCGAUUCUACUGCUUUAUUAAGUUUGUGAUUCCAAAAUUGCAGUGCUUUUAUCCGGUGUCUUAGUUGUGAAUAGUCACAUGAAUUGGAAUUUGUCAGAAGCACUGCAUCCUUUAAUGGUCACACUGUACAACUGUGCAGGUGACGAUACAAUUCCCAAAUUGUGGUCUUGUAUUCUCUUCGUCUCAUCCCAAAACAUUCUGAUUUUUAAAAACAAAUAGUUUGCUCUUAUAUCAUCUCAAUUUGAAAAGUGGUCUCAAGUUUUACAAUCUGUAGCACAGGCUCACUUUGUGAUUGGACAGUCAGAUGAUGCUUUUGCACAGUUGUAUUGUCAGUGAUAUCAGAAAGGUAAAUGAGGAUGUGAAUGAGCCACUCCACAUGUAAUGCGUGACUGGUGUAGUGCCCUCUCUUUAACAGUGGUCUUUCUGUUUUUGUUGUUGUGUUUUACAGUUCUUUUUCCUGGCUCUGCCAGCCCUGUUUACCAGACCCCUGCAGAAAAUGCCACCCAACAGUUUUGUCUCCUGCAGCACAGUCUUCUCUCUCAUGUUGCCUGUUCUAUGUGUUUCUCUGUAUACUCUGUCCCUGUGCACUCGGUUUAUUUUGAAGUCAUGCACACAGCACACACACACACACACACAAACCCACAGCACACAUACACACGUGCAUACACACAUGUAUCAUUUUGCAUCGAUCCCGUUAAGAAUAUUUUUAUGUUCAGGAUUCGUUUUCUCUUCCCAUCCCCCUCUUCCCAGAAGCAAAGGCUAUUGUUUAGCUCAGUGGUAACGUUGACGGGCUUUUGUUGGCUGUGAAACCAGAGAGCUUCCAGUUUUCUGAGCUCUCCACUUUAGGCCCAGAUCCGGAGCCCCGUAGGUAGAAUAUGUGAGUGAAUAUGUCUUAGGUUUGUGUAAAGGGCUGGGCUAUUUUGAAUGAUCCCAUACUGUCAGGUAAGGAUGGUUUCCAGCAAAAGCCCAAAUUAGAAUUAUGAAUCCUAAAUGUCAAUUACAUCUUAAUUCACAUGAUGCAUAAGAAUCAUUGUGUUGCUGGUAAGUCUCACCAAGACAUGAUGUACCAUGUUAAUGUUGAUCUCCGAAAUCUCUUAAACUCUUUUUGUUUUGUGUAUCUCGAUUUUUCUUCUGUGUGCUCUUUUAGCGAAGCAGCCAACGUGAGUCGCUUGUUCAUAAAACACCUAUAUGAAAGUUGAGAGCACAUCCCCUGUGGAGAACCGACUGUGCUCGCUAACGUUUGGUUCAUGACUUAAAAAACGAGUUCAGGGGUUAUUCCUGAUGAGGCAAAAGCUUUGUCUCUGCUGGCGCCAGCAAAUGCAGUGGCUGGGAUUCUUCCAGGAGGUGGUCUGCUGCCCACCCCCAACCCCCUGGCAUCGGUGACGAUGGGAAAUCCUUUGGGUGGCCUGGGAGCACCCAGCAUGGACCCAUCUCUGGGAGCCUUUGGACUGCCCGGAGCAAACAUGAAUCCUCAGUCUCUCACUGCUGAACAGCUGCUGAAGAUCAUGACUUCUGUCGAUCCAAAUAACUCGCAUCACUUCAUUGACUGGUCCACCACAAUGAAUCCCAUGGCGGCUGGCAUGGGUCUGAACCCUGCAGCAAUGAAGGCAGACGCGGCCAGCAAAGAGAUUGAGGAGGCUAUGAAACGGGUGCGAGAGGCCCAGUCGCUGAUAUCCGCUGCCAUCGAACCUGGCAAUAAGAAGGAGAGCAAGCGGAGCAAGCACUCGCGCUCGCGGUCCAGGUCCAGGCGGAGGAGGUCCCGCUCCCGGUCCAGACACAGGCGCUCCAGGAGCAGGUCUAGGCGGCGCUCGCGAUCCAGGAGCAGACGACGAUCCAAGAGUCCCCGCAGGAGGAAGUCUCACUCUAGAGAGCGAGGCAGACGGUCACUGAGCAAGCCCAGGGACAAGAGGAAGGAUGACCGAGACAAGAAGCGCUCCAAAACACCCCCCAAGAGCUACAGCACUGCCAGGAGGUCACGCAGCACCAGCCGGAGAAGGAGGAGAAGCCGCAGCGCUAGCCGAAGUCCCAAGAGGAUUGUGUCAAGGUCUCCUUCGCCCAGAAGACACAAGAAGGAGAAGAAGAAGGAGCGAGAGCGUGAAAAGGACCGAGGGCGCGACCGAGACCGAAAGGUCGAGAAGGACCGCAACCGAGACAACAGGGAGCGAUCCACUAGCAAGAAGAAGAAGUCCAAAGACAAGGACCGGGACCGAGACAGGAAGUCCGACAGCGAGAAAGGAGACGUCAAGGUCACGCGUGACUACGACGAGGAGGAGCAGGGUUACGACAGCGAGAAGGAGCGAGAGGACAAGAAGGAAUCGGACGACUCUGGCGCCUCUCCUGUCCACGCCAAGGGCAACGGCGUGGGGGUAGCCAAGGAAGCCAAGCUCAACGGCGACGACCACCAUGAGGAGGAGGACAUGGAAGUCAGCGACUGAGCCAGAAGAACCAAUGUUACUGUUAUCUCGAAACCCCCCCCCCUAAUCAGUUCUGAGUGGCAGGUUACACACCCAAGAUGCGAUGACUUAACAUGGCAUAUCACUCACAAAAAAAACCUUUUAACCCUUUUUUUUUUGACCAUUUUAGUUCAUGUGUAUAGCUGUUUUCCUCCUCUGACAGACAAUCCAUUAGUAAUGUUGUGGUGGAUUGGUCUGUAGAUGGAAAGUAAUGUCAUUUUUUCCAUUUUGUUUUGUUGUUUGCAAAAGAGCAGGACAGUUAAAAAUUGAAUGGUUGUAAUUUUUAGUGGACCUGGGUCUGUGAUGUUGGUAGCAGUGAGACCCAUGUCACAAUUUUUUUUAAUGCGUUGACCUUAACUUGAUCAUUACGCUUUGAAUUAUUUGAAGUCAUGUAAGCUUGAUACAUUGUGUAUAACCCUGUCCCUCAUGAAGGGGCAUUCAUAAUCAGAAAUCAUUUCCCCCUCACAUCAUUUCUUGUCAGCAGCAUUUUUUUUCACCUCUGGUGAUCUUACAGAAGUAUAUAUUCAAAGUGUGCCGUCAUUCUUGUUAAUGGCAACGUGUCGUUUCCCCUCUGAGACUCUAUGGCUAAUGUACAGUAUAGUCCUAUGAUGCUUAAGAUCCUAGUAGCCAAUAUUCAGUAGAGAUGAUUGCUGAACGUUUAUUUGGGUUUGUGAUGUGUUUUAUUGUUGCCUCUUUUUAUACUAUAAAUAAACAGAUGGUUGAAAAAUG
This is a messenger RNA of Alosa alosa (allis shad), 3335 nucleotides long. RefSeq names its product serine/arginine-rich splicing factor 11-like. The record is from RefSeq and is a predicted model, not a curated record. Gene Ontology annotation, cellular component: nucleoplasm. Gene Ontology annotation, molecular function: RNA binding. The transcript has 12 exons. Bases 1539 to 2588 code for a protein of 349 amino acids. NCBI's taxonomy places the organism in Eukaryota, Metazoa, Chordata, Actinopteri, Clupeiformes, Clupeidae.